GCGACUCCCCGCAGCACCCCCAUUUUCGACGCGCAGCCAAAAAGAGCCCGCCAUGACGGCCACCAUCUGGGAUAUCAUGAAGCGUAAACCUUCUUCGCAAAGGUCGCUCUCUUCGUCUCCGUCGCCCAAGAUGUCCCCCGGCUUGAAGACUGAGUCGCUGAGAUCUGUUAGCACCGCUGCCAGCUCCAUGGAGGUUGUGCCUGCAAAUGGCCAACCCGAACGACCGAGUUUCAGCGAUGUCGUGGUGGUCGGGGCUGGGCCUGCGGGGCUGAUGCUUGCGGAUAACUUGGUGCGGUUUGGAAUUAAAACCGAAGUUGUGGACAACAGGCCUGAGAUGACCUCCACCGGACGAGCAGAUGGUUUACAACCCAAGACAGUCGAGACUCUGAGGCAGAUGAGGCUAGCAGAGCCUCUGCUUAGGAAAGGUGUGAAGGUGUAUGAUAUUGCUUUCUGGAGAUCAACAUUGAAGACCAAAUUGCAACGCACUGGACGCGAAAUUCACUACCCCCCAUUCGUCGACCUCCUCGAUCCCUACAUCUUGCUUGUUCACCAAGGCAUGAUCGAAAAACUUUUCAUAGAUGACAUGGCAGAAAGAGGAGUGGGCAUACGACGAAAUACCGCGUUCAUGGAUUAUCAUUAUACCCCAGAAAAGACGAUGCCUCUGGAGGCCGUCUGCAAAGAUAAUGUCGGUCAAACGAAAAAAAACUUCGGCACGAAGUACAUUGUUGGAUGCGACGGUGCACAUUCGAUGGUGCGGAAAUGUCUCCCUGAUUCGAGGCCUGAGGGUGCUUCUCACGAUGCUAUCUGGGGCGUGUUGGAUGGCCAGAUCGACACUGAUUUCCCGGAUUUCUGGAGCAAGGCGGUGAUUUCGUCUGAGGAACGUGGUUCGGUGCUCAUGAUUCCGCGAGAACGGAAUCUGACGCGGCUGUAUAUUGAACUCAAAUCAGAUGCUCGGGAAGGCACCACGCGAGAGGAGCUAUCUCAAGACUUCGUGAUGAAGAGAGCGCAAGAAAUUAUGUCUCCAUUCUACCUCAGGUGGAAGAGUGUCGAAUGGUUCAGUCGCUAUCAAAUCGGUCAGCGAGUGGCUUCGCGCUUCACAGAUGAUGUGGACAGAGUUUUCAUUGCUGGAGACGCGAGUCAUACACAUUCUCCCAAGGCAGCCCAAGGGAUGAAUACCUCGAUGCACGAUACCUGGAACUUAGCAUGGAAACUGAACUUUGCCGUCCGUGGGCUCGCAAAACCCUCCCUACUUGCCACCUACGAGCAAGAGAGGAGGAAGAUCGCCCAAGACCUUAUCAACUUCGACUACGAGCACGCGAAUGCAUUUGCCAACGGAGAUUCAAAGGCCUUGGCAGAGAACUUCCGCAAGAAUGUAGCAUUCAUCUCCGGCUUCGGCACCACUUACGAAUACAAUGUCCUCAACAUCCCCUCCAAAGGUCUCAUCCACGGCAGCCUCACACCGGGCUGUCUACCUCCCCCCGCAAAAGUCACCAGAUACAUGGAUGCCAACCCAGUCGACAUCCAAAAUGAUAUCCCGGCCCUAGGCCAAUUCCGUAUAUACUUCUUCGCACACAACGUCCACGACGCGAAACCGUUCCUAGACACUGUCUGCGCUAGCCACAUAUCUCAUUCCUCUACCGUCGGCAAGAUCACAUCGGCCGGCAACGCAUCAUACACUAUCCAACCUCCUCUCGACGCACCACAUGAUGGGUUUGUCUGCCCUGAGCGCUACACGCCCGUGAGCACUGUAUUUACGUAUUCACUCGUUACCGACAUGUCUCGCAACGACGUCGAGAUUGCGGACCUAACACAGGUCCUUCGCGAUAGCAGGUGGACGUUCUAUCUUGACGACGUUCCUGAAAUGGACACGCGCAAGCAGACUUGUAUCGACAAGUGGCUUGGUGGUCUGGACACCCACGAGGUGGCCGUCGUGAAUGUGAGGCCGGAUGGGUAUGUCGGUGCUUUCCGGAGCUGGCCGGUAGGCACAAGGGAAAGCGGGUUGAGCGCAAUAGAGUGGAUGGAUCGGUAUUAUGAGGGUUUCAUGAAAGGGCAUUAAGAGGGUCACUGGGCACAUGUUGGAUAUGGGUGGAGCAUAUAGACUACCAAAAAGUAGAUGUGGUGGCCGCAUAGAACUUGGUUGGAAUAAAGCACAAUACCAUAUUUCCU
Messenger RNA from Mytilinidion resinicola, 2166 nucleotides. RefSeq names its product phenol 2-monooxygenase. Lineage: Eukaryota; Fungi; Ascomycota; Dothideomycetes; Mytilinidiales; Mytilinidiaceae. The transcript is spliced from 5 exons. Gene Ontology annotation, molecular function: FAD binding. The record is from RefSeq and is a predicted model, not a curated record. The coding region runs from base 53 to 2056 and encodes 667 amino acids.